Messenger RNA from Daphnia pulex (common water flea), 1225 nucleotides. RefSeq names its product holocytochrome c-type synthase-like (gene Cchl). Gene Ontology annotation, biological process: cytochrome c-heme linkage. The transcript has 9 exons. Gene Ontology annotation, cellular component: mitochondrion. Lineage: Eukaryota; Metazoa; Arthropoda; Branchiopoda; Diplostraca; Daphniidae. Gene Ontology annotation, molecular function: holocytochrome-c synthase activity. The coding region runs from base 157 to 1137 and encodes 326 amino acids. The record is from RefSeq and is a predicted model, not a curated record.
ACGAAAUUACAUCAUAUCGUCUGCUCUUGCAGAAGACACGCUCAACUUUUCGGCGUUUGAUUUGUCGAUCACGUAAUCAAUCAAUUUUGAAUAUCUGAGUUGUAAUUUUUAAAAGAAUCUUUGAAGUAUUUUAUUAGCUUCUAGAGCUAUCUGAGAAUGGGUAAUACUGCCUCAAUCGCUCAAACCACUGCAGAUUCGAUAACCAAACCAUUGUAUGGUGAUCUGCACCAUGAACCAUCGAAAACACAAGCUUACACACAUCACAGUUCUUCCUACAGUCAUCAUAUGAACAAUGGAAAUUCAUUUCCUGCUGAAUGCCCCAUGCACGCUCAAGUAGAGAAAAAACCACCAGCACCUGUGGAAUACCCAAGUGAAUGUCCAAUGAGCCAUGACCAGAAAUUGGAAACCAAAGUUCCAGUCCAAACUAUGGAGUACCCAAGUGAAUGUCCAAUGAGCGGAGAGAAUGGUUCACUGCUUCUAAAUACAUCGAAUGAUGUAGACCCACUGAACAUGAUGCCGCCGCCGAAUCAAAGGCCUGCUCCUGAUCAGCCAUUCAGUUUGCCGACCCAGCGGCAAGUAUCAUCCAUACCGAAAGCAGGAACUGAAAAAGAAUUCUGGCAAUAUCCUUCUCAGCAGAUGUUUUGGAAUGCCAUGUUGCGGAAAGGCUGGAGAUGGAAGGAAGAGGAACUAGAACCUAAAGAUAUGGACGAUAUAAUCAAGAUUCACAAUUCAAAUAACGAGCAAGCCUGGAUAGAAGUUUUGAAAUGGGAGGCUCUGCAUGCACAAGAAUGCGGCGAUCCUAGAUUAAAAAGUUUCGGAGGGAAAGCCAAAGAUUAUUCUCCACGAGCGAGGAUCAGGCAAAUGAUGGGUUACGAAUUGCCGUUUGAUCGCCAUGAUUGGAUUAUUGAUCGCUGCGGUAAGGAGGUCCGCUAUGUCAUCGAUUACUAUGACGGUGGCAAAGUACACGAAGAUUAUAAAUUCGCUCUGCUGGACGUGCGACCAGCCAUGGAUUCGUGGGAAAACUGCUGGGAUCGUAUGAAGGUGACGUGGUGGAGAUGGAGAUAUAGUCGUGAAGAAACAACCCCCGUUUUCGAACAAAAGGCCGAGAAAGAAGAGCCAGUAAAGAGUGACGCAUAGUUCAAGUCUUUUUUGUCUUAAAUCUCAGUCUGUAGUAUCUUUAAAUUGUGUCAAGUCAACGAAAACUACUGAAAUACAAGUUUCCGUA